CCAUUCCUCUCCAUCCACCUCUCACCACCAGAAACUGAGACACAGUUCAAGACACCCACAUCACAGCCGCAGAGAUGGCAGCAACCCUGACUGCAGCUUCUUCUCGCGCCACCACAGUGGUCGCUCCGUCCCCAUUCCUCGGCCAAACCCGGGCGUCGAGCGCCAAUCCUCUCAGAGAUGCUGUUCCCAUGGGCAAAGGAAGGAUCACCAUGGGAAACGAGCUGUGGUAUGGACCAGACCGCGUCAAGUACUUGGGCCCCUUCUCGGCGCAGACACCGUCGUACCUCAAGGGAGAGUUCCCCGGUGACUACGGCUGGGAUACCGCCGGCCUUUCCGCCGACCCCGAAGCCUUUGCCAGGAACAGAGCUCUCGAGGUGAUCCAUGGGAGGUGGGCGAUGUUGGGGGCGUUCGGCUGCAUCACCCCGGAGGUGCUGGAGAAGUGGGUGAAGGUGGACUUCAAGGAGCCGGUGUGGUUCAAGGCAGGCGCGCAGAUCUUCUCCGACGGCGGGCUGGACUACCUCGGCAACCCCAACCUGGUGCACGCCCAGAGCAUACUGGCCGUGCUGGGUUGCCAGGUCGUCCUCAUGGGCCUGGUCGAGGGCUUCCGCAUCAACGGGCUUCCCGGAGUUGGGGAGGGCAACGAUCUGUACCCCGGUGGCACCUACUUCGAUCCCCUGGGCCUCGCCGACGACCCCGCCACGUUCGCGGAGCUGAAGGUGAAGGAGAUCAAGAACGGGAGGCUGGCGAUGUUCUCCAUGUUUGGGUUCUUCGUGCAGGCCAUCGUGACAGGGAAGGGGCCUCUGGAGAACCUCUUGGAUCAUCUCGACAACCCCGUCGCUAACAAUGCUUGGGUUUACGCCACCAAGUUCGUGCCAGGCUCUUAAUUCCUCCUCACCAUCUCUUGCUUCACUGUGUCCAUGAUUUGGGGAAGAACAUGAUUGCUGCGCGUGUUCGUUCUUGCUGUAUCUACGAUGUGCUCCUUAAUCCUAAUUUAAGCUGCUGGUAUAAACAUUCUCGUGAUGCAAAUCAUUAUUCUAUCCAUAAUUAUGAACGCAAUGGCUCCAAAAUUCCCUUC
Musa acuminata AAA Group (dessert banana) is the source of this 1075-nucleotide messenger RNA. RefSeq names its product chlorophyll a-b binding protein 13, chloroplastic. Lineage: Eukaryota; Viridiplantae; Streptophyta; Magnoliopsida; Zingiberales; Musaceae. Gene Ontology annotation, biological process: photosynthesis, light harvesting in photosystem I; response to light stimulus. The coding region runs from base 75 to 884 and encodes 269 amino acids. The transcript is spliced from 3 exons. Gene Ontology annotation, cellular component: plastoglobule; chloroplast envelope; chloroplast thylakoid membrane. The record is from RefSeq and is a predicted model, not a curated record.